This is a messenger RNA of Lotus japonicus, 840 nucleotides long. Its product is annotated as phospholipase A2-alpha-like. Gene Ontology annotation, molecular function: A2-type glycerophospholipase activity; calcium ion binding. Gene Ontology annotation, biological process: arachidonate secretion; lipid catabolic process; phospholipid metabolic process. The transcript is spliced from 4 exons. NCBI's taxonomy places the organism in Eukaryota, Viridiplantae, Streptophyta, Magnoliopsida, Fabales, Fabaceae. Bases 182 to 658 code for a protein of 158 amino acids. The record is from RefSeq and is a predicted model, not a curated record.
CACUCUUUCUUCCUUAGCUGUGCCUCCCUGCCUAGUAUUUUAACUUUGUUCUGAAAAUCUGAAAUCUCUCACUGUGUCUUUUCUUUUUCAUCCAAUAAAUAAAGUCUUUGAGCAAAACCAAGCUUCACAAACUUCAAUUAAUCUCACUUUUUCUAUCUUGUCUUUCCUCACACACAAAAAAAUGGUUCCAAUUCCAACCCAGUCACUCAAGUACUCUCUUCUCGUUUUUUGCACAUUUGCCUUCAAUUUCUUAACCAUUCCUAUCUGUGCUCUGAACAUAGGAGCUGAAACCACUGGAGUAGCUGUUUCUGUUAGCAAAGAGUGCAGUAGACAAUGUGAAUCAAGCUUCUGCUCAGUGCCACCAUUAUUGAGAUAUGGCAAGUACUGUGGGCUUCUGUAUAGUGGAUGCCCUGGGGAAAAACCUUGUGAUGGCCUUGAUGCUUGUUGCAUGAAGCAUGAUCAAUGUGUGACAAACAAAAACAAUGACUACCUAAGCCAACAGUGCAGCCAAACAUUCAUUGACUGUAUGGACAAUUUUAAGAACAAGGGGGCGCCUACAUUCAAGGGAAACACGUGCCAAGCAGAUGAUGUCAUUGAAGUUAUUAAGGUAGUCAUGGAAGCUGCUUUGCUGGCUGGAAGAGUUUUUCACAAGCCAUAGAUAGAGUGCAACCUUUUCUACCCUAUCAAGCCUCAUAAAGGAAGAUAUUUGCUGACUUUUCUUCCCUUUAUUUUGUUGUAAUUCUAACAUUUAGUCAAGCUCGAAUACUUUAUUUAGUUUCACAAGAAAUGUUUCCUAUGUAUUAUUUCCAAGUUUCAACACUCUUACACUCUUUACCAGUA